Molecule: messenger RNA, 960 nt
Organism: Pelagomonas calceolata
Lineage: Eukaryota; Pelagophyceae; Pelagomonadales; Pelagomonadaceae
Source: the annotation of a GenBank genome assembly
AUGUCACCCGCGGAGUGGGCCUUCCUAGGCGCCACGGCCCUCUGGAAUGCGAUCCUCCUCUACACCGCGACGCCGCAGGGCGGCGUCUUCGAACGGCGCCUCUGCUGCGCCGCCUGCCCGGUGGCCUGCGUCCUUUACCUAGCGCUCGGCCAGCUCGCGCUCGGCGGCGGCGCGUGCUACGGCAGGGCAGCGCUGGCCGCGAACGAUGAAGACACGGAGGUCGCGGCCACGGUGCCCUGCGCGCUCUUCGGCGCGCUCUUCGCGCAGAGCGUCGUGCAGUGCGCCGUCGCGCGGGCGCGGCCGGCGAAGGGCCGCGUCGCCGAGGCGGCCGCGUGGCCGUGCGCGGGCGUGCAGGCGCUGACGCUGCUCUACUACGUCGUCGAGCGCUCGGACGCGGCGUGUUUGGUGAUGGCGCCGCCCUUCCUCGCCAAUAUGUCAAGCGUCACGGCGCGGCCGCUCCACCUGGUGCUCUGGACGUGCUCCGUGAGCGCGCAGGUGCUCGCGAUCUACAGCGUCGAGCGCGAGCUGUCGGCGCGCAUGCCGCGGCCGCCUCCCACAAACGCGCGGCGGGACUGCUGCGCCGCGCUCGUCGCGGUGCAGGUCAUGUGCUGGUGCUCGGCGCUCCUCGACGCGCGCGCGCCCGGCGCGACGGGCUACGGCCUCGCGCUCGCGGCGCUGUCCUGCGCGGCGUUCUACGCGCUCCUCGCGAAGGGCGUGCGCGGGCCGCUCGCGCGCGGCGCGGCGGCGGCGCGGCGCGGCAAGGACGAGCGCAUCGCCGCGCAGCUCGAGCGCGCGGCGGUCUUCUUCACCGUCGCCUGGCACGGCUUCCCCCUGGUCUGGGGCGCCGGUGUUUUGGGGGUGGUGGGCGACGCGCGCGUGCGCCUCGGCUACGUCCUCUGCGACGUCGUCGCCAAGUUUCUGCCGGCGUCGAUAUAUGUCUCACUCGCCGUAGACCCGUAA